Drosophila ananassae is the source of this 1140-nucleotide messenger RNA. It is a transcript of the gene Or59a, whose product is annotated as odorant receptor 59a. The transcript has 2 exons. Gene Ontology annotation, molecular function: olfactory receptor activity; odorant binding. Lineage: Eukaryota; Metazoa; Arthropoda; Insecta; Diptera; Drosophilidae. Gene Ontology annotation, biological process: sensory perception of smell; detection of chemical stimulus involved in sensory perception of smell. The coding region runs from base 1 to 1140 and encodes 379 amino acids. The record is from RefSeq and is a predicted model, not a curated record. Gene Ontology annotation, cellular component: plasma membrane.
AUGACCGAUGGAACAGUUGAUAGUCUUGUAUUCUUCCGAAGCCACUGGACAGCCUGGAGAAUUCUGGGAUUGGCGCAUCACCGCACUAAGUCGUGGAGAAACCUCUACUUACUGUACAGUCUUGUGAUGAACGUGUUGGUUACCCUGUGCUAUCCUCUUCACUUGGGCAUGAACCUAUUCCGGAACGGCUCCCUCACUGAAGACAUUCUCAACCUGACGACCUUCGCCACUUGCACAGCCUGUUCGGUAAAAUGUUUGAUCUACGGAUACAAUAUCCGGCAGGUGAUGGAAAUGGAGAGGCUUUUAAGGCUCCUGGAUAGCCGAGUUGUUGGCCAGAAGCAACUGAAUAUUUACAGCCAGGUUAAAGUGCAGCUGAGGAAUGUCCUUUAUAUUUUCAUUGGCAUCUACAUGCCCUGUGCCCUGUUUGCCGAACUCAUGUUUAUAUUCAAGGAGGAGCGUGGGCUGAUGUAUCCCGCCUGGUUUCCCUUCGACUGGCUCAACUCCACUCGAUACUAUUAUAUGGCGAAUUUGUAUCAGAUAGGUGGAAUAACCUUUCAACUAAUCCAGAACUAUGUAAGCGAUUGCUUUCCAGCAGUGGCACUCUGCCUCAUAUCCUCGCACGUGAAAAUGUUGUACAAGAGAUUUGAGGAAGUUGGGGAAGAUUCUGAAAAGGAUGCCGAAAAAGAACUGGAAGCCUGUAUAACCGAUCACAAGAACUUGUUGGAACUUUUUCGCCGCGUUGAGGCUUUUGUUUCUCUGCCCAUGUUAAUCCAAUUCACAGUCACCGCCCUGAAUGUCUGCAUUGGCAUUGCAGCUUUGGUGUUUUUCGUCACCGAACCCAUGGCCCGAAUGUAUCUGAUUUUUUACUCGAUGGCCAUGCCCCUCCAGAUAUUUCCAACCUGCUAUUUUGGCACUGACAAUGAAUAUUGGUUUGGGAAACUUCAUUAUGCGGCAUUCAGUUGCAACUGGCAUCCUCAGAACAAGAGCUUCAAGCGAAAAAUGAUGCUUUUCGUGGAGCAAGCCUUGAAAAAGAGCACGGCAGUGGCUGGUGGAAUGAUGCGAAUACAUUUGGACACAUUUUUUUCCACCCUAAAGGGUGCCUACUCCCUAUUUACCAUUAUUAUACGUAUGAGAAAAUAG